GGCCCCCCAGGCGGGGCGACAGGCAUCGGGCCCCCAGGCGGUGCGGGCGACAGGCAUCGGGCCCCCAGGCGAGAGCGGCCGGGCGCCGGACCCCCAGGCGGGGCUACAGGUCUCGGGCCCUCAGGCGGAGCGCGGCGGGCGGCGCCGGACCCCCAGGGCGGGUGGGGGCUACAGGUCUCGGCCCUCAGGCGGAGCGGCGGGCGCCGGACCCCAGAUGGAGCGCAGGUCUCGGGCCCUCAGGCGGACAGCGGCGGGCGCCGGACCCCAGCCCCCCAGAUGGAGCGACAGGUCUCGGGCCAUCAAGGCGGCGCGGCGGGCACCGAGUCACCA
Molecule: messenger RNA, 330 nt
Organism: Staurois parvus
Lineage: Eukaryota; Metazoa; Chordata; Amphibia; Anura; Ranidae
Source: the annotation of a GenBank genome assembly